CUCGUGACCACCUAACAUAACCUCAAAGUCCAAAGUCAACACGGGAAUGUCAAUCGCUUUCACCGUGUUUUUACCAAAUUUGCUCCGUGUCAAGUCUUUCACAGCCUACAAAAUGAGCGCCCAAAAGUGCACAGUCGCGGUUUGCCAAUUCACUGCCACCAACAAUAAAGAAACUAACCUCAAAAUAGUCAAAGAGCUCGUCUCCGAAGCGGCCCAGAAAAGCGCCAAAGUGGUGUUCUUGCCCGAAGCCAGCGACUACAUAGCCACAAGCAAAGAAGAAGCCAAAGCGUUAGCUGAGCCCCUCACUGGGACCCUCAUGAACGAGUACCAAAGUCUAGCGAAAAACCAAAAAGUGUGGCUUUCUGUGGGGGGUUUUCACGAAUUGACGCAAACCAACAAUGAGACGAAAAUUUUUAAUUCGCAUGUUUUGAUCGACGACACGGGUGAGAUCAAGUCGAUUUACAAAAAAAUGCACUUGUUUGACGUGAGUAUUCCUGAGGCGAACGUGCACUUGAGGGAGUCGGAGACGAACGUGGCGGGGAACGAGAUUGUGGCACCGACGAUAACGCCAGCGGGCCCCCUUUCCCUGGCGAUAUGCUAUGAUCUGAGGUUCCCUGAACUGAGUGUUCUUCAGCGCAAACAAGGGGCGAGUAUUUUGACCUAUCCCAGUGCUUUUACUCACGCUACGGGUCUGCUCCACUGGGAGGUAUUACUCAGAGCUAGGGCUAUAGAAACGCAAUGUUACGUGGUAGCGGCGGCUCAAUAUGGCAAACAUAACGAAAAACGAACGUCGUUUGGGCAAGCCCUAAUUGUAGACCCGCAGGGUAAAGUCGUCGCUGAAUGUCCGAAAUUCCGCGACGGGCACUACUCCAACCAGAGCGUCGCACUCGCCGAAAUUGAUCCAGAGUUAAUCCGGAAAGUCAGACGGGAAAUGCCGGUGUUUGAGCACAGACGGGACGAUAUAUACCAGCUGGAAACAGUCGGGAAUCCCAGUCUUCCUAUCACUGACAACGUAGUAUACAAAUUUUCCGAGAAAGUCAUUCCAGAAAGUACCGUUUUUUACAGGACUCAGUACUGUUACGCUUUCACAAACAUCCGCUGUGUGGUACCAGGACAUGUGCUAAUUUCGACUUUGCGCUGCUGCCGCAAACUCGAGGAUUUAACGGAAGCCGAAGUGAGCGACUUGUUUAAGACUGCGGUCAAAGUGCAAAAGGUCAUGGAGGAGGUGCAUAAGACGACGUCCACUACGUUGUGCGUCCAGGACGGGCAGUACGCUGGUCAAACCGUUCCACACGUCCACAUUCACAUUUUGCCGAGGAAAGCCAACGAUUUUGAGCGCAACGACGAGAUUUACGAUCGAUUGGCGCAGCACGAUCGACAAGAUAGUGGCAUGCCGCUGCGGAGCAACGCAGAGAUGAGUGAAGAAGCCGCACUUUUGCGAAAAUAUUUUUAUUAGUGUGUCGAAGUGCUUAAUAAAUCUUUUUUUUAAGUGUUUUA
Messenger RNA from Zophobas morio, 1497 nucleotides. RefSeq names its product nitrilase and fragile histidine triad fusion protein NitFhit-like. Bases 47 to 1456 code for a protein of 469 amino acids. The record is from RefSeq and is a predicted model, not a curated record. Gene Ontology annotation, biological process: nucleobase-containing compound metabolic process. NCBI's taxonomy places the organism in Eukaryota, Metazoa, Arthropoda, Insecta, Coleoptera, Tenebrionidae. The transcript has 7 exons. Gene Ontology annotation, molecular function: hydrolase activity, acting on carbon-nitrogen (but not peptide) bonds, in linear amides; bis(5'-adenosyl)-triphosphatase activity.